Sporothrix brasiliensis 5110 is the source of this 900-nucleotide messenger RNA. RefSeq lists its product as uncharacterized. The transcript has a single exon. The record is from RefSeq and is a predicted model, not a curated record. The coding region runs from base 1 to 900 and encodes 299 amino acids. NCBI's taxonomy places the organism in Eukaryota, Fungi, Ascomycota, Sordariomycetes, Ophiostomatales, Ophiostomataceae.
AUGCCGCCCAAGACCGAAAGCGAGAUGGCCGAGCGCCGUACGCGCUAUCUGGAGGCGGUCCCCGAGGAUCGUGACAACCAGGUCGCCAAGCUGCUCCAGACCUACAGUCACAUCCCCGCCGACAAAGUUACGCCGCAUCUCCACGCCAUACGCGACCGUGCAUGGGCCGUAUUUCCGUACACGUGCAUCGGUUCCUGGCGUUUCCUGGACCUCUACUUCACCAAGCUGCCUGUGUAUGCAUCCGUCGUGGAGCGGCUCCGGGACGGUGGCGACCGCUUGCUCGAUGCAGGCUGCUGUUUUGGUUACAUGCUGCGCCAGCUUGCGGCCGACGGUGCCCCGACGGCCAACCUCGUCGGCUCGGACCUCGAGCAGCUGUUUAUCGAUCUCGGGUUCGAUCUGUUCCGUGACCGCGACACAUUCAAAGGCACCUUCGUCGCGGCCGACAUGCUUGAGGAUGAUGAGGCAGGCGCAGGCCAAAAGGAGCUAACCGCCCUUGACGGCACUCUUGACGUGGUACACGCCGCCAGCUUCUUCCACAUAUUCAGCUGGGAAGACCAGGUGCGACUGGGCGAGCGCGUGGUGCGCUUCUUCCGGCCUGCGGACAAGACCAAGGCGACCAACUCGGGUCAACCGCGGCUGUUGUUUGGGCGACAGGUCGGCAACAUUGCGCCCGUCGACCGUGCUACACUGGCAGCGCGCGGCGAGUACAGGUUCCACCACAACCCGGCGACGCUACAGCAGCUGUGGGACGAGAUCGGCGAGCGCACCAAGACCAAGUGGCGUGUGGAGGCGGAACUUGUUCCGGAGGCGCGGCCUGAGAAGCGGCAGCCGGCGACGGAUGGGGCCAAGAAAAAGGAGGACCACUACAUGAUCCGUUUUGCCAUUUACCAGGAGGAAUAG